AUGAAGUUCUUCGCGCCGAUCGUUGUGGGCUUCAUCGCCUUCUUCUCGGCGCAGGUGGACGCCAACGGCGUGUGCUACGACCCAGACCACACCAGCGGCAAGAGCGCCUCGACCGUGCAAGCUGACAUGAAAACCAUCGCUGGUGCCGGCUUCACCAGUGUGCGCACGUACAUUUCCAAGUUCGGCAACACGGAAAUGGGUCCGAUCAUCACUGGCGCCGGACUCACGGCUGUGCUGGGCGUGCCGUACCCGCAGAGUGACUACCUGGAGCAGAUGGAGGCCGCCAUCUCGGCUGCCAAUGCCGGCGGCGUGUACGCCAUCAUGGUCGGCAAUGAGAACUUGGCGGGCGCCUCAAGUAUCCCCAGCGGCAUGAUCGACGUCAUCAACCAGAUCAAGUCGCGCGUGUCCUGCAAGGUCGGCACUGUCCAGCGUAACACGGAGAUGAUCGGCUACCAGAGUAUUUCAGGCUGGUCGGACCUCGUUUCGGCCUGUGACGUCCUGGGGGUGAACGUGCAUCCGUUCUUCAACCCCGGCACGACUGCUGACGGCGCUAUCGACGUCGUGGACAAACAGUGGCAGACGAUGAUGGGUAACUUUGGAGACAAGCUCCUAUUGACCGAGACGGGAUGGCCAUCCAGUGGCUCGGUGUCGGGCAACACCGGUAGUCUGGCGGGCGAGCAGACUUUUUACAGCGCCUACCAGCAGUGGAGCAACAGCCUUAGUGAGAAGUUCUACUUUCAGUUCUUUGACAUCCCAAGCAAGCCGGAGGCUUAUGAGCAGACUUUCGGUCUGUAUACGGCGGACUCGCAGCCCAAGUUCACCAUGUCCCACCAGCAAUCGCCUUCAACUCAGCAGUCUCCGUCGUCUUCAACUUCGACGUCUCAGCAACAGCCAACCACGUCCGCCCCGACGACGGCUGCACCGGCCCCAACCACCGCCGCUCCGACCCCGGAGCCGACGAUUGCUCCGGAGCCCAGCACGGCUACGCCCACGCCGACCCCGGAGACGUAUCUGAGCUCUGGGUCUAGUGAGACCAAAACCAACACCACGUCUUUAAUCGCUUCGCACUCGGGCUCGACGUCCGAUACAACGCAGUCCACUGCGACUAUCAGCUCCACCGGUAAGAGCUCAGAGUCGCAGCAGCAGGAGCAGCAGCCGUCCAGCAACGGCCAGGACAACACUCAGAAGGUUAACAAUCAGAGCGAGGAAUCUGACGGCAAGGGUCGCGUCGUCGGACUUGCUGUUGGCGGUGGUGUUUGUGCUAUGUUGGUCGCCUUCGGCUUCAUCUACCAGGCCCGCAAGCGUGCGCAGGAACUGGAGGAUGAGGACAAGGACGUUCACUUCUCGACCGUCACGCCUGUGGAGAAUAUCUGCUCGCUUUAA
Messenger RNA from Phytophthora infestans T30-4, 1383 nucleotides. RefSeq lists its product as uncharacterized. NCBI's taxonomy places the organism in Eukaryota, Oomycota, Peronosporomycetes, Peronosporales, Peronosporaceae. The transcript has 2 exons. The record is from RefSeq and is a predicted model, not a curated record. The coding region runs from base 1 to 1383 and encodes 460 amino acids.